UUCAAGCUCUAAACACGCCUCUUCUGCUUAGACGAGGGAAGCGGAAAUGUAGCCCUGUCGCAAGUGGCAGUCAGUGCGCAUGCUUCUGCGGGAACUGAAAGUGAGAACUUUAUCUUUGAAGACCUGGUAGGAAGAGGCAUGGCUGAUGAAGGGAUUUCUUAAGUGUGAAAGGCGUUUGGCAUAAUAAAACAUUGUGGCUCUUUGAAACCUAUCUGGCUUUCCCUGCUUAAUAUGCAGCAAGACUGAAAAUGGACAGCCUUCAAGUCUAUCCUGACUUAUGGUGACCCUAUGAAUAGGGUUUUCAUGAACCUUGUCGAAGCAGCAGAUGGCUAAGGGCCAGAGGGCAAUGAGUUGAUUCAGGAGUUUGCUGGGCCAACCCAGUCUAGGAUUUCUAACCAGUGGAUAAGAAUGGCUGAGCCAUUCCCUCGGCUGCUCAUUGCUGCAGCCCGCCAUCACCUUCGAAUUGGCAAGAAGAAAGUCUUAUCCCGCUCUGCCUCCUUGAACCUGGCUGGGGAGAUACUGGCUGUAGCUGCUGGCUUGAAACCAGCUUUUCUGUACGAUUACAAUUCAGCUGGGACUUCUCAGAUCUUGAGCUACGUUCAGCAGCUUCAGGCUAUCAAUCUGCUUGGAUGCCGGCUACACAUUCUGAGCAUAGCUGAAAGUGUUCUGAUUGUCAAUUUAGGAAAGAUGCUACUGUGGUUGGAGACAAUCCUGCUUAAGGAUAACGUCCCCUUCAUUGACGUUUCUGCUUCCAGAACAUGCCCUAGCCUUUGUGACUCAGAAGAUGUGGGUCUCAUAAAAGACCAUCUAUCAGAAAUACUGAAUCAUAUUAAAGCACAGACAUCAGACACAUCUCGGACGCUUUCCUCCAGUGUUGUCUUUUCUGUCAAAUGGAAUUUAUGCACUCUCUUUGGUGUCUUGUUGGGUUAUCCAGCAGCUUAUAGUUUCCCUGCUCAGAAGAGUUUUGACAAUUGUCUUUCUCUAACCCCACUGAGGGUAUUCACUGUUCAAGCCACAUUCUGUAAGAUAAGCAGUGAUUUCAAAGUCCAGUUUUAUUCUUUCAGUAUCCCAGAGCUCUUGUAUCCUAUCAUGAAAAUAGGUCUCGAUGCAUGGUGUGAAAAUCUCAAGGAUGCUUUUAAAGCGCAGAAAGAUUUUGCAGAUCUCUAUAUUACAAAUGAGGUUGUUGCUCUAGCAGCAGUGGCCUUGUAAACAUGAACUGUGAUCCUGAGGCAUGUCUCAGUUUUUCUUCAUUGCAUCCCACUAAACUUUUUGUUUUUUUGGAACUUGUUCAAAUUCAAGGAGCAUUUUGGGGAGUGUGACUCAUAGCUAACCAAAAGAAGUGGGGGGUUGUGUAGUUUGCUUUUUUAGCAUCUCUUAGACUACUGGAGCCAGGGGUAACCAAUGUUGGAUUUCAGCUCCUAUCGUGACAGUGGACUCUCACCCCCAAAUGUCUGGGGAGUCUAUACCCAGGCUAGGCAUAUAUGUAGGUGAUACAUAUAUAUGGCUGCAUUUUCAAAGCAUCCAGUCUUUUCUGCUUAUCCCAGCUGCAAAUAAUUCAGAUUUUUUUUUUAAUCGAUCCUAGGUCAGGGAUGGGGAAGUUGUGCUCUUCUGGUUAUCGUUGAACUCCACUUCCCAACAGUCCUAUAGUGAAGGAUGAUGGAAGAUAAAGUUUAAUAACAUCUAGAGGCAUUCAGGUUCCCCAUCCCUGUCCUACAUGAUCAAACAGCACUUAACGGGAAUAUGGGAUUUAAGGUUUCCAAAGCUGUAAAUCAAUUGUAUGACAUUCCCAUGCAGAACCUUCUGGUAUGUUGAUGCAUCAGGCAGCCACACUACUUUUUGUAUCCUUGUCUUUAAUUAAAAAUAAAAUGCAACAACCAAAGUAAGCAACACACAAAGUUAACCAGUCCAACAAACUCCUUUCGCUGUAAGAAAAUUUUAAAAUUCUGUAAUUUAAAAGCAUGUUUGAUACAAAAAUAGUUACUCUCUGUAGAUAACUUAGAUUGCCCAAGUACAAUAUCCGUAACAAGCAAAACUAGACAGAAGGCAUAUUCAUGGUAUAAAAUUGAUUAAAUAAGAUACCAUAGCUGUUGCCAUCACUACCAUUAGGAGAGGGAUCCAAGGAUCAUGCCGUCUCUGAAAGAAAGAUGAAGCCUAAUGAGAUAAACAAACUAUUAUAGCAUAUCUUCAUCAUUACUUCCCUUGAUUCAAAUAGUGUUACACUAAGCCUCUCUUACUAUUCCAACAAAGCCUAUGUUUCUGUUUGAUUACUGAAGAAAUACUUGCAUAGAAAGUGAUUUUUGAGAGUGGAAUAUUUUCCCCACUUUGCAAAACCAACAAAUGAGACUCGCGUAGAUGCUGAAUAUAGAUAAAUGUGCUUGUCAGUAUAAUUUCUGUACAUGGCGAGUGGCUUGGUAAAGUGAAUUGUAAUGUGGGAUGUUUCAUGGGCUGUACUACGAUGAGUCUCUUUUGCAAGAGGUCUAAAGUACGCCCCCUUCUUUUCUACAUCACUGAGGUGGGAGGGAUGAUGUUUAGAAUCUCCCAUACACCCCAACCUUUGGGUCCCUAAAUGUUGCUGGACUACAGUUCCCAUAAUUCCUAAUCAUUGGCCAUGCUGGGAUGGGAGUUGUAGUCCAGCAACAUCUGGGGAUCCAAAGGUUGGGAAAGGCUGCAUUACACUGUGAGCCAGUGUGUUGUAGGAGAAUUUUGGACUAGGAUCUGUCAGACCAGAGUUCAAAACCCUGCUCAGCCAUGAAACUUGCUGGGUGACCUUGGGCCAGUUGCUGUCUCUCAGCCUAACCUAUCUCACAGGGUUGUGAGGAUAAAAUGGAGAGGGGAAGAACCAUGUAUACCCCUUCAAGCUCAUUGGAGGAAAGGCGGGAUAUAAAUGUAUUGACAAAUAAAUGAAAUACUGGAGCUGUCCUAAUACACCAAUAUAAUGAACCUGAAAGAGCUGCACUUCCCUAUAGCUCUCUUUGAACCAAGAUGGUUGCCCUAACAUUACUGUUUGAGUUUGUGCUGAAAUCUUAUAAGACCACUGAUCAACUCAUAAUUUGACCUAAUAUGACAUGGGCUCAGACAUGCAUGUUUGGAGCAGUUAUAUAUUCAGCUGUGUGAUGAACAGCAGUUGCCACUUGCUGAGUACUUGCGCAAGUAAAGCCUCACAAGAGGGCUGUAAGAUCUGUACAACCAUCCUUCCCUGUUCUCAGUUCAGUGCCAUAAUGCUGAGAACACACUCACUGCCUAUUGUUGUUAAUCAUCAUCAUUAUUAUUUAGUUGUAUUUCUUACCCACCCUUCAUCAGAAGGUCCCAGGGUAGGUUUACGGCAUAUUUUUAUAUAUUUAACAAACUUUAUAUACCACUUGUUUUUUUAAAACCUUUAAGCAGAUUACAGUAAACAUUAAUAUCAUUAAAAACAAAAACAAGCACUUAAACACAUAAAACAUUUAAAACACUAUUUAAAAGCAAUAAACUAAAAAGAGAUUA
Rhineura floridana is the source of this 3483-nucleotide messenger RNA. RefSeq names its product chromosome 6 C1orf74 homolog (gene C6H1orf74). The record is from RefSeq and is a predicted model, not a curated record. NCBI's taxonomy places the organism in Eukaryota, Metazoa, Chordata, Lepidosauria, Squamata, Rhineuridae. The coding region runs from base 409 to 1209 and encodes 266 amino acids. The transcript is spliced from 3 exons.